Molecule: messenger RNA, 489 nt
Organism: Dentiscutata erythropus
Lineage: Eukaryota; Fungi; Glomeromycota; Glomeromycetes; Diversisporales; Gigasporaceae
Source: the annotation of a GenBank genome assembly
AUGUCUUCUAAAAAACAAGUAAAAAAAACUACUCUUAGUAAUGAGCAGAAAAAAGAAAUUAUUAAGUACAAAGAAAAGAACCCAAAUAUUAGCUACAUUGAUCUUGCUGCUUGGAUUAAAAAAACAUUUAAACUUGAAGUCCAUUCGACUACCAUUGGGCAUCUAAUAAAAAAUAAAGAUGAUAUUGAGCCUACUAAUGAUAAUGAUAAUGAGUUAAUGGAAGAGAUGAAAGCGAAUAUUGAAGAAAUUUUAACUUUGGUUACUAACAUAGAACCCAAGAAUGAUUCAAAUAAUGACAAUAGUGAAAAUGAAGAUGAUAGUAGAGAAAUCUCUUUUAUUAUCUACCACGAGGCACUAAAUGCCAUAAAAGUGCUAGAAUAUUACCUUAUGCAACAGAAUCUAAGUGAUAAAGACUGGUUGGACCAUGAUCAAGCUUUAUUAAAGUUACAAAAGACAAUCAGAAAAAGUCGAAGUGUGUCUUUUAAACAA